AUGUCAAAAGAAUUGACCCUUUCUCAUAUCAAAGGUCGCACAUACGACGUUGGUCAGGAGGUCUUUGCAAAACGUUAUGUUGAGCAGCUUUCUCACAGCACGGCCCCACUGUUCCGUUAUGUUUCUUCGACUUCAGACGCCGUUAUAGAAAUGACUGUAGGAGAAUACCAUCAAGCCGCCGAUGCUGUUGCAAGUGCAAUGUACACCAAAGCUCAAGUUAAUAGAAAAGAUGUUAUUGGUGUUUUUCUUCCGAAUUGUAUAGAAUAUGUCAUCAUGGGAGCUGCUAUAGAGGCCUCUGGCUUUAUUAUGAUGCCGUUCAAUCCGUUAUUUAAAGCAGAACAACUUGCACACUUCUGCAAUAAAGUUAGUCCAAAGCUCAUAGUCACGUCGCCUGAGAAAAUCAAAACGGUUUUAGAGGCGGAUCCGACAGUCAAAAUUUUAGUGAUAAAAACGCCGAAGGAGGAACUUAAGACGAUUGCAGAGGACAUUAGGCGCUCCGACGUUUUAAAAAAUUCAGAGGAAAUUCGACGGAAUUUAAAAAUUGAAAAAAGUUCAAGUGAAGAGGAAACUUUUAAAAAAUUCGAACAGUUGGAAGACCAACUCUUUUCAUAUGAAGAAUUUUUAAAAACACCAAUUGACACGGAAAGACUGAAAUUUGAAAGAGAACAAAUCCUCCCGCACGAUGUCCUCUUUUAUGGGUGUACGUCGGGAAGCACUGGAAAUCCAAAGAUAUGUGUGUACGAGAAUAUGGGCUUCACCGCAAACAUCUACGGCAAUUCACAUAACGUGCCCCUUGAGGAAAAAAGAGUCUUACUCUUCGCACCACUGUCGACGACUACGGGACACAUCGCUAUGGAUGGGAUGGUCAUCAGAUCAUAUUACGUCGUCUUCACUGAUAAAUUUGACGUUGAAAAAAUCUUUAAAAUUAUUGAGGAGAAUAAGGUGACUAAUAUCGGAGGAGCUCCACCGGCAUUUUUGGCACUGAUGAAACACCCAAAUAGAACGAAGUACAACUUGAGCUCAUUAAAGGAAUUUGUCGUGGGCGGUGCAGUCGCGUCGGACUUCUUUAUGGAGAGCUUAAAGAAGACAUUUGGACUGAGUUAUGUGACUUCCGGAUUUGGAAUGACGGAACUCUGUGGUGUGAUGUACCUAAUGCCAGUGAAAUCCACCAAACGUGUAGAAGGCAAAUUUUCCCUCACAGCUGGUCCAAGUGCAAAUGUUGAAGUUCGCGUAGUUGAUUUAGAGACUCGGGAAAUACUUCCCGUUGGGUUUUCUGGAGAACUUGAAGUGAAGUCUCAGCUAAUGAUGCGCUGUUAUUUGAAUAACAAAGAGGCGAACGACCAGGCGUUUACUGCAGAUGGCUUCUUCAAAACUGGAGACGAGGUCCUCAUCGAGAAAGAUGGGUAUAUGAAUGUGACUGGGCGAGUGAAAGAAAUGAUCAUACGAGGGGGUCAUAAUGUGUGGCCGAAAGAGAUCUGUGAGGUGUUGAACAAGCAUCCUCGAGUUCAAGAGAGUGCUGUGAUAGGGAUUCCUGACAAAGUGCAAGGGGAGAAAGUUGUAGCAUUUGUGUUACUUAAAAAGGGAGGAAAUACUAUAGACAAUGAAAUUAUUAAUUCGGAAAUUAUUGAAAAGGAACUUAAAAGCUAUUUGAAUGAACGAAUAGUUUCUUUUAGUAUUCCAACGUUCAUUUUUACUCUUCCCGAAUUUCCUAGGACGUCCUUUGGGAAGGUGUAUCUUCCAAAAUUACGAGAAAUGGUCGGCGAAAAAAUCAGAGAGAAGUGGAGAAGAGCUGAAGAGCUAAAUGACGACAUACCAAGAACGGAAAUGGGAAAGGAAAUCGCAAAGGUCUGGAGUGAGUUCUUCGAGAUCCCAGUCGGCGCUCUUUCAAGAAAAACAGACUUCUUCGCACUGGGAGGAGACUCCUUUGUUGGAGCACAGACCAUCGCUUAUAUCAGAAAGGUGGUGAAAACAGCCCCAUUCAAUUUGGUGAAUAACAAACCGACAAUAGGAGAAUUAGAAGACUAUGUAUUGAAUCCUGAAAGUACUGAAGGUGCUGGAAAGGAAAUUAAAGAGGAUUACGAACAUUUACAGAUCAGCACUUUUGAGGAGGUGUUCGGUAAUGUAUAUGAAAACGUUUCUUCAGACUUUGAAUUGCGUGACUCGGUUGUUAUUACUGGAGCAACUGGGUACCUUGGAGUGUAUUUAGUUACAGAAGCUUGCAAAAUACCAACAAUCAAAACAGUCUAUUGUAUUGGUCGUAGUGCCAAUCAAAGUGAAUUAGACAAGAAGAUGAACACUAUGUUACGUCAUCUUGCACUUCCGUUUUCCACUAAAAUCAAGAACGUCAUUGGCGAUGUCUCCAAACCACUUUUUGGCAUGGAACAGACGGUGUACUCGACUCUACAAGAGAAGACUCGAUUUUUCAUUCACAGUGCAGCUAUAGUGAAUUGGGCGAAGAGCUAUUCCCAGCUCAAGGCUACGAACUCUGUUGGUGUCAAAAACGCCAUUAUCUUCUGUGGGAAGACGAUUCCACUGUGUGUCAUCUCGACGAUUGGAGCAGCACUUGACUUCAAUGAGGAAAUUUCCGCAAGAGUUCCUUUGAACACAUUUGGGUACAUCCAGUCGAAGUGGAUGGGCGAAAAGUAUUGUGAAAAAGCACUUCAAAAUGGGUGCAAAGUCUCUUUGAUGCGACCGGUUUUCAUCUGCGCGGACAGCACAAGCGGGAUCUGCAAUACCGACGACUUCAUCUACAAAUGCUCAGAAUUUCAGUUCUGA
Molecule: messenger RNA, 2775 nt
Organism: Entamoeba invadens IP1
Lineage: Eukaryota; Evosea; Mastigamoebida; Endamoebidae
Product: AMP dependent CoA ligase, putative
Exons: 3
Coding region: 1-2775 (924 amino acids)
Biological process (GO): fatty acid metabolic process
Molecular function (GO): medium-chain fatty acid-CoA ligase activity
Source: RefSeq, a predicted model, not a curated record